AUGAUCGAAGGCAACUGGAUCAAGAACAUCCCUCCCGCUGGUACUCAGCGCAUGUUGAAGCACCUGCAGGACUCAUGGAUCGUGUGGCAAAGUAUGGACAUGGAGGUCACGGAGGUGGUCCAACUGGAUGAAGUUUCUGCGGUGUUGAUUGCGCGUGUCUUCCGCUCGAGCAAGGACAUCCUGUUUGAAUUGGAGCAUGCGAUGAUGCAUGGCUUGGAGAUGACCGAAAACAUCUCCAUGGUCAUUCCAGGUCCUUUGAUGAACAUGGCCAGCAACCAAGCCGUCUUGGUCUCCAAGAUUACCGAGUUGGCUUGUUCAAUCAGUGGAGGUGGAAGCCAAGUGAAUCAGAAUUGGGACUUGCUGAACGCUUCACGUGCGCAACUCCUCCAGAAUAAAUUCAUCAUGCUCCAGGGCACCCAGGGGAAUGACACCAGCGUGCCAAAGGCCACCAAUGUUUGCUUGGUCCAGAAGAUGAAGCGUGCCAUGGACAUGUACGAUGAGCUGGAUCAAGAAGCCCUGAGGGUCGCCUUCGGUGAUUCUGAUCGAUUGGUGAAUUUGGUCACCAUGGCGCCUCCAACUGUGGAUGCCUUCGAUGAUAUCGCACAAUCGUUGAGCUCCACCUGCCAAAACGAAACCCUCGCCGACGAGGAGUGGAGAGCGCUGCAUGAAGAAAUGGGGAAGUUGGCCAUCUUGAGUCAAGCCAUCCCAGCGGAAUUUGUGUUGGUGCGUCAGGGACAGAGCUUCAACGAGAAGAAGUUGGAUUCUUUGCUCGUGGAGCUGGAAACCGCCAUCCGCCGCGUGAUGUUCGGUUCAUCACGACCACCCUUGGCUGCUCCACCCAAGCAGAGCUAUUUCGACUAUAUGCUCCAGACGUUGGAGCCCGCCACCAAAGCCUUGGCCAGCUCCAGUCGUGGAACUGCGGUGCAACCGGUGCUUGAUGCCGGGAAUGCCUUGAAGCAUUCUAGCCGCACUCUGCAGGAGCAGUUCCUGAAUGAGGUUCAAGACGCUACGUGGCCUGGACAGCGUGUUGACCUGGCGUUGCAGCAGAUUGCCUUGGCCUAUGAAGUCUUCAAGGACGGGCUCUUGGCUGUGCUGGACAUGGCGGAGCACGACGUCACGGCGAUGAAUCGCUUUGAGAAUCAGCACAACCAGCUGGCCGGAUUGGCAAUCCCUGCGCGUACGGACUUACAAGAACAGUGGGAUCGUGUGGACGUCGAAUGGAGGAACCUUCGCUCUUCCUUGACCUCGCCCGAGAUCACCCGGACCGAGAGUGCCCUCUUCCGCUUGGUCGACCAGCUUGAAGCCGCGGUGCCCUUGUACAACCAGAAAGAUAUCCAGGAGGAUGAGAAGUUCCCAUGGGCAAUUUGCAUCUACGCGCUGAUCGGCAGCUGCAUCCUUUGCUGCUGUUGUGCCUUCGUGCUUCUUCCUUGCGUCCGCUCCAAGAAUGGUGCGAAGAAAGAUGACGCCAAGCAUGAUGAGCAGCCAGCCGCAGAGGUCGUGGAAGAUAUUUGA
Durusdinium trenchii is the source of this 1512-nucleotide messenger RNA. NCBI's taxonomy places the organism in Eukaryota, Dinophyceae, Suessiales, Symbiodiniaceae. The record is from the annotation of a GenBank genome assembly.